AUGGCCGAAUCCAAACCAGUAGCCCUCGUCGUCGGCGCCUCCAGAGGCAUCGGCCGCCAGAUCGCCAUCGAUCUCGCGAGGAACGGCUACGCAGUCGUCGUGGCUGCAAAGACCACCAGCGAUGCCUCCAAAACCACGCCGUUCCCGCCGGACCCCAACUCGCAACAGUCAACCGUCAGCACCGUCGCCCGCGAGAUCCGCGAGGCGGGCGGCGACGCGACCCCCGUUGCCGUGGAUGUCCGCCACCAGGACAGCGUGGAGCGGCUGAUCCAGCAGACAAUAGAGGCAUACGCCCGCCUCGACGUCCUCGUCUAUAACUCGGGCGCCAUCUGGUGGGCCUCGGUCGAAGACACGCCCCCGAAACGCUUCCAGCUCAUGCAGCGCGUCAACCCCGAGGGUCUCUACCUGACCCUUCACGCCGCCCUCCCGCACCUCCGCCGUCGCGGUCGCGGCCGCGUCGUGGUCGUUAGCCCCCCCAUCUACAGCCGCUUCUUCCGCGGUAAGACUGCCUACGCCAUGGGCAAGGUUGCCAUGAGCGUCCUCACAAAGGGCCUGGCCAUGGACUUUGCUCGCCAGGGCCUGGACGACAUGGCCAUCACCAGCAUCUGGCCCGCCGUGGCCAUCGAAUCCGCAGCCACGCAAAAGUUCCAGGCCGCCGAUCCGCGCGAGUCGCGGGACCUGCGUCGGCCGACAAUCUUCUCCGAUGCCGUGCUCGCCAUCCUGCGCGCCCCGGCCGCCGCCGUCAACGGCGAGCUCCUGCUCGACGAGGACUUCCUGCGGGACCACGCCGGCGUCGUCGAUUUCUCAAAGUACGCCCUCGUCCCCGGCGCUCAACCGCGCCGCAUCAUGCCGGCGGCGUUGCCGGACCUGACGGUAGCGGAGCAGGACGACGAGGGCAAGAGGUAUGACAGUGCCAAGGCCAAGUUGUGA
Colletotrichum higginsianum IMI 349063 is the source of this 930-nucleotide messenger RNA. Its product is annotated as Short chain dehydrogenase. Gene Ontology annotation, molecular function: oxidoreductase activity. Bases 1 to 930 code for a protein of 309 amino acids. NCBI's taxonomy places the organism in Eukaryota, Fungi, Ascomycota, Sordariomycetes, Glomerellales, Glomerellaceae. The record is from RefSeq and is a predicted model, not a curated record. The transcript has 4 exons.